AUGGUGGCCACACUGGUGACGGCACGACGCGCAGCAGUUGUCUGGGCACUGGUGACGUCAGUGUCGUUGCUGCUGGCAUACAGGUGGUACCAGGAGGAGUUGUCCCUGCUCCGUACUGUCAUUGUGGGCACGCAACAGGCACAGGCAGCUGCAGAACCGGGAUCAGCUGCACUCUGCCUGGAGGGCGUAGUGACAGUGCAACCUGGUGGCAGACUGGGGAACCUCGUGCUAGAGUACGCUUCUGCAGCUGCCGUGGCGCGGCGCCACCACCUUCGACUAGCUGUCCCGUUCGUCAUGUGCAAGUUACUGUCCACAGUCUUCGCCAACCUCACUGCAGACCCUUUGUCUGUUCUUCUGCAGCAGCCUCUGUGCCAUGGGGAUAAUCUUACUGAGUUGAAUGUGCUGGAAGACCUUCAGAGACAGCCUCCACAUCCACUCACUGUAGAGCAAACGGUGAGGUGGGCACGGAGUAGGCACAUGCCUGUCAUUCUCAGUCGCUGGAUCAUUCUGAUAGACUACAUCGCUUCCUCCUUGGAGUUCCUCCGUCAGGAACUCCGUUUCCGGGCGAAAAUACAGGACGCAGCCAACAAAAAGCUGGAUAAUAUCACAAGUGAAACUGCCCACAAAACUGGUUUCAACAAGACUCAGGUGUGCACAGUCGGGGUUCACGUACGCAGAACGGACUACGGGCCGUACAUGAGGGAGCGGUUCCACCUGCAGGAGGAGGCCGGCCCCGCCUACUACGAGGCCGCAGCAGCAGCCAUGUUGGCAGACCUGCACAGCGAGUGCGCCGCUGUCGCCUUCGCCGUCACCAGCGAUGACAGCCAGUGGUGCCAACAGCACCUGCUGCCUGCCCUCACCAGGAAGGCCUCAGCACAUGCGGCCGCCAGUGUGGGGUUCUUGAUGUCAUCGAAGAGCCCUGCGGACGACUUGUGCCUCCUGUCCUCGUGCCAGCACCUCAUCAUGGCCUACGGCACCUUCGGGAUGACCGCGGCCAUCCUGUCCGGUGGCCGGACCAUCAUGUACGACACAGCCCACCACGGCGCUCACCCACAGCCUGCCCCUCAGAUGAUGACAUCACUGGUCCCUCACUGGCGUCUCAUUCCAUAG
Molecule: messenger RNA, 1110 nt
Organism: Schistocerca gregaria
Lineage: Eukaryota; Metazoa; Arthropoda; Insecta; Orthoptera; Acrididae
Product: galactoside alpha-(1,2)-fucosyltransferase 2-like
Exons: 5
Coding region: 1-1110 (369 amino acids)
Biological process (GO): carbohydrate metabolic process
Cellular component (GO): membrane
Molecular function (GO): galactoside 2-alpha-L-fucosyltransferase activity
Source: RefSeq, a predicted model, not a curated record